AUGGAUGACCAUUCAACGAUAAGUACAUGUUUGGACCUUCCUGUGAAUUUAAGUCAAGUAGAAAACUUGUGGUGUCCGAAUGAUUAUGAACGUAGUGUUCUAAAAGAAUAUAUUGAUUUUAUAUUUAAUGAUCAAACUAGCGUCAUACCAACAACAUUACCAUUGCCGAUGAUGACUGACAAGAAAUGUCUUGACAGAAUCAAUCCUCUUCUAAUUAUUGUUCUCAUUGGGAUCUUAUUAUUAGUUGCCAUGAACCUUGUCAUGGUCUCUAUAAUAACACAUGCAAUCUAUCGUACUAAAACUGGUCAACGACAAAAUCAUUCACCACAAUAUGAUAAAAUCAUUUUGAAAGACAAUGAUAUUCAACGAGAUAGACAUGGACGAUUUCAUAAUGAACUUCAACAUAUUCAAUUAUCAUUUCAAUAUAAUCGAUUUUCAAAUAAUUUUAUCACCGAUGAAAUUCAAUCAUUUCUACAUGAAUUUGGUGCACGUACAUUGAAGAAACAUUAUGGUGAACAAGAUGAUGAUCAAUUUCUUUAUGGUUCUUUGCGACAAAAUGUCGAGAUAUAUAAUCAACGACAGAAAGAAGCAAAACUCAAACGAUGUCAACAACUUUUUAAUCAACGUUGCCGACGUUCAUAA
Rotaria sp. Silwood2 is the source of this 642-nucleotide messenger RNA. Lineage: Eukaryota; Metazoa; Rotifera; Eurotatoria; Philodinida; Philodinidae. The record is from the annotation of a GenBank genome assembly.